AUGACUAAUGAUAACGGGGAACAGUUGAAGCAGAUAAUAGAUGACUGCAGAAAAAUCCUAGAUCUGGAGAUUGCGAAGCUAAAGAAUGAAUACACUCUGGAAAGGGCAAGAGCUAGGGCAUCCACAGUGAACAAUGCAUUAGAAGAACUGGGUAAGAUAUCGAAAUUGAUUCGUGCUCAAACCACGAAACUGGGAAUAGUGUUCAAGCCUCCAAUCAAGGACGAUACUGUGAGCACUGCUACACAGACUUUGAGAGAGACCAUCAGGUAUGUGAUUCUUCUGGUAUCGUUGGCCUACCAGCUGUAUGUUGAAUCUGCGAGCUAUUCGGUGAUCUUUGCAAAAGAACUCAAGGACAAAAUCGUGCAUGUUAUCACUGAUUUCAGAGAUUUGGUGAACGGUUUAGAUGAUUUGGUCGACCAAUACGGAAUUGUUGCUGUAAACGCAGAUGAGGUGGAUGAUCAGUCUUCAAGACUAGUAUCUGUGGGUAAGGUAUGGGAUGGUUGCGAUGCGGUUAUCAGUACGUUGGAAGGUGGUAGUCAUGGCGUCUUGGUCUCGAGGAUUAAAGAAACCAUCGACAUCAUGACUGAUGCCAUUUCAGAGCUCGGAGAGUGGCUAGAGAGUCCGGAGAAAUUGAGCGAUCCAUUUGAUAUUUCCAGUUUUAAUAGCGACGACGACAACGAUAGCCACAAUGAGCCUGAAACGGAAAUCCCGGAGGACACGAUUGCGUUUGGACACCAGUGCUUACAGAAAAGCAAGCUGGUCAAGUUGCUUAUAUUUUCCCUUCAAAAAUCGGUACCUGCUGCCAAGUCAACGUCUUCGUUAGAUGAAAAGAAGAAGUAUGCUAGUCAGAUAGAUGGCUUGUUCGAGUCUCAGAGACGUAUUGGAGAGAUUAUUGAUGACUUGGCAUGUGCAAUAAUGGUGGAGCAGGAUCCAGAAGAAGCAGAAACGAUACUGAAAAGACUGGCUGCGGAAACUAGUGAGAUACUGAAGCUGGUGAAAGAUCUCAACCAUUCUGAUGAGAAGAAGAUCAAUUGGGCGAACACCUGGGAAGCCAAGUAUUAUGAGUGA
Messenger RNA from Kuraishia capsulata CBS 1993, 1068 nucleotides. RefSeq lists its product as uncharacterized. The record is from RefSeq and is a predicted model, not a curated record. Lineage: Eukaryota; Fungi; Ascomycota; Pichiomycetes; Pichiales; Pichiaceae. Gene Ontology annotation, biological process: regulation of cell cycle. Gene Ontology annotation, cellular component: nucleus. The transcript has a single exon. The coding region runs from base 1 to 1068 and encodes 355 amino acids.